Lichtheimia ornata is the source of this 414-nucleotide messenger RNA. RefSeq lists its product as uncharacterized. The record is from RefSeq and is a predicted model, not a curated record. The transcript has a single exon. Bases 1 to 414 code for a protein of 137 amino acids. NCBI's taxonomy places the organism in Eukaryota, Fungi, Mucoromycota, Mucoromycetes, Mucorales, Lichtheimiaceae.
AUGUUAGUAAUCUUUGCCAUAGGAAAUGCUGCGACAGAGCGUAUAUCCAUUUGUUUCGAUGAGAUCAGUCGGGCUACAAGUUUCAACCGGUUGCGUGCCAUGGAGACCAACGUCCGCAUUGAUUACUUUUUUGGCUUCCUUGCUUCAUUGAGCGAGUCUCCUCGACGUUGCAUGAAUCCAGUGGAUCAUGUCUAUGGAGUGCUUGGCCUAUUCCAGAUCAAAAUCCCAACGAUGUCUGAUCCUAGUGCGGUUUGGCAGCUUUUCUUGUCUGAGCUUGAGAAUUAUAUGAAGGAUCUACAGCACAACCCCAAAGGAAUUCCUGUCAUCAAUGACCAUGCAUUCCAAAUUAAUCUACGGAAGGCUAAAAACAUGGCGGAUAUAUACAAAGACUUGGUCGUAUGGAGACGUCUUUAA